Paramuricea clavata is the source of this 11198-nucleotide messenger RNA. NCBI's taxonomy places the organism in Eukaryota, Metazoa, Cnidaria, Anthozoa, Malacalcyonacea, Plexauridae. The record is from the annotation of a GenBank genome assembly.
AUCUUUAAUAAAAUGGAGAACGUUUUAGUGCGGUUUUUGACUUAAUUUUAUCGAAAACUCUUUAAAACUGCUCCCGAUUGCAGCGAUCUGUGUGUUAUCCAACCAAGGAAGGUUUAUUUCAAUAGUAGCAAGCUUUACCGGCCCGCAAAAUGCAAAAUGGAAGCAAUCCCAGGCGAUCAAUGAGUCACAUUGACCGUCACCGUAGCCUUCAGGGCGAACAUGGAAAUGACAUAGAUUCACCAUUACAGCUGUUCACCAAAGCAAAGAGCAAGAUCAACAAAACUUUUCAGGAAAUAACGGGAUACUUGGAAGAGGCAUCUAGUUAUCUGGAGGAAAAAUGUUAUAUCUCUGAGGAAUUUGUGGAUGAAGUUGAUAAAAGUUCGAAUGAGGUAUUGUACAUUACAUUUACAGACUGCAGUCCAUAAUAUUGGAUUGUGAUUAUUGAGUACAAUUCCCAUUAAAUUGAAGUCUUUUAUGGUUUAGACAGCAAACUUUUCAUGCUCCAAACCUAAUCAAAUCCAAUAUAUAUAGAAUAAAUUGCACUAUAUCCCAGGACAAAAAUGAAAGUGAUAUUUUAAUGAAUGAGACAGUUCUAUUCAGUGCUAGCUUAAUUAUGGGAGGUGGUUGUGUACUUCAAUUGAUCUAUGUGGGAGGAAACUCUGUUCUCUGGAACAGUGUUGAAUUACACACUAGCUACUUUAUUAUUUUUCUGUCUAACUGCAGAUAAUUGUACUUGUCAAGCUAGGAAAAGCACUGGUGCUCAAUGGGUUAAUUAGACCAUAUGCCCAUGUGUCUAGUUAACUCAUUGGGCACUAGUGCACUGCACUUCACAAGUAAAAUUAUCUGACUUUAGACAGAGUAAAAUAGUAAAUUGGGGUGCAAUGAGUCUUAUGUAAGUCGCGACUUAUUUUGUCACGUAUAAAUGGCCCUAAUGGGUCUACUACCCAUUAAGCAAGUGACAUUUCUUUAGAAACAUGUACGGCAAUAGAGCCAAUAUAAAUGUUGGCAGUUUUUGCUUGAAAUCAAUUUUGUCUCGCAUUUAUGAUUUCAAACAAGAACAACUAUCGCUAUCACUUGCCUAUUAUUAUGGCUUGAUUCACUUCCGGUUGGUGGAGAUGUUGUCAAAAACACUUGCUUAAGGCCAAGUAAAAAAAACUUAUGUUUCUCGUCCGGAUUUCUGCCAAAAAGCAGGGAAGCGGGGCAUUUUUAAAUUUUUUUUUUCUUAGCCAAAGUAAUAAGCUUUCAUACAGUUUAGUAAGAAAAAACAUGCAAUAUUAAAACCAUUGUUUAAAUUUUGUUUAAAUGAAUAUGCAGCCAAGCACGGCGAAGCAUGACAAGCAUGCUGUGAGUUCGUGGCGGUUUGUCGCCGUUGAAUUUGGUCAGCGGAUAGGAUUUUGAAUGAGCCCACAGUAGUUCCAGAUUAAUACUUCAAGUUAGCUUCAAGUUAUCAAAAAGAAAGUUCAAAAACAUGAAGCAAAAUUUGUAGAGGAAAACCAGCAAAAAAAAAGGAAGCGGCCAAGAAAAAGGAAGCGGGCAGUGACGAGAAACAUAUAUAUUUUUUUACUUGGCCUAAUCUCUGAUAUCUUCCUAAUUAUUGUGUACUGUAUAACCUUGUUUUAUGCAGGUCAAGGGCUAUCUCAGUCAAGUUGCAGGAAUCACAGAAGUGCUCAGCAGAGACAACAUGAAAGUGGCGUUCUUUGGUCGAACAAGUAAUGGCAAGAGUACUGUUAUUAAUGCCAUGUUGCGAGAUCGUAUCUUGCCAGCAGGGAUUGGCCACACAACAAGUUGUUUCCUUAGCGUGAGCGGAGCUGAAGUGGAUACACCGUAUGUUCUUACUCCUGACUCUAAAGAACAAAAAAAUAUUCAGGUAAAUAAGAGAAUUAUGUAUUCACAGACCUAGAGAGGCACUGUUUCUUAUGUUCUUAUUAAAUAGAUGCAUUCAGGGUCUUAGCUAGGAUUUUAGAUCUUGGGCGUGUUUCUAAUGACCAGGGCGUGAACAUGUCAAUUACCUUGAAUAGCAAAAUCACGGUUCUAGUUAUGCUCGCCAACAAUAAUGCUUGUGAUUGUUCUUUGCUAAUUUGCAACCAAAUACAAGGCGAGCAUACACUCAUACUUCGCACUGACAUUAAAAUAUUAAGUUAUUUCAGCAACUCUUGGGGGUAUUUAAAACCAUUUUAACACCAUACAGUUCCCAUUAUCCAUCAAAAUAUUAAAACAUUACGAAUCACUUUUGCCAAUUCAAAAACAACAGUAGAUUAUACAAACUUUCUUACGACGUAAAUAGGAAGAAAUUGAGUCUGAAAUUCUGUCUGUUGUAAGUGGCACCACCUUAUUUUAUAAACCUACACGGCCUUAUAUAAAUAAUGAAGCCGCGUUCAUUUUAUCUAGCCGUGUUUUUCCGCUUUCGGCCGCGAUAACACGGCCAACACGGCCCUCUAGCUAAGACCCUGGAUGCAUUAUUAUUAUCAGAGAGAUGCUCAUGUAUUUGAGCGGUUUCCAUAUUAGAGAGGUGUCUGUAUUAAAGAUGUGUCUGUAUUAGGAGGUAUCUGUAUCAGAGAUUGUCCAUAUCAGAGAGGUAUAUGUAUUAGAGAGAUGUCUAUAUUAGAGAGGUGUCUGUAUUAGAGGUAUCCGUAUUAAUUAGAGAGGUAUAUCUGUAUUAAUAGAGAGAUGUCCCUAUUAGAGAAAUGUCUAUAUUAGAGAGGUGUCCAUAUUAGAGACAUGUCCAUAUUAGAGAGGUGUCCAUAUUGCCUGAUAUUGGAGAGAUGUCCAUAUUAGAGAGGUGUCCAUAUUGGAGAGAUGUCCAUAUUAGAGAGGUGUCCAUAUUGGAGAGUAGAGCAGUGUGCCGGAGCUCCAGCAUAUUUUGCCAGAGCCGGCAUUGGAAAACUCUGGCAGACAAAAUUAUGAAAAAUUAUUUCAUAUUUCAACGAACAUUUGGCAUUAAAUGGGAAAAUUAAGUUGUUGUUUACUAAUAUAUUACUAUUUAUAUGUUGUUUUACUAUAUAUUACUAUGUGGUUUACUAUUAAUAGUGUUGUAAAAAGGUUUUUAAAAAAGAUAAAUUCUGAAAUUACACUGAAAUACUUUCGCCUGCUUCCACUUUUAAAUAUGGAAUUUCCUUAAAAAUGUCUUGCCGGACCCGGAGCUAAAAUAAUCGGAGUUUGCACAGCUCUGUUGGAGAGAUGUUCAUAUUAGAGAGGUGUCCAUAUUGGAGAGAUGUCCAUAUUAGAGAGGUGUCCAUAUUAGAGAGGUGUCCAUAUUAGAGAGGUGUCCAUAUUGGAGAGGUGUAUGAAUUAGAUAGGAAUCCAUAUUAGAGGGAUGUCUGUAGAGACGUGUCCAUAUUAGAGAAGUGUUCAUAUCAGAGAGAUGUCCAUAUUAGAGAGGUGCCCAUUUUGGAGAGGUGUCUGAAUUAGAGAGAUGUGCGCAUUCGAGAGGUGUUCAUAUUAGAGAGGUAUACAUAAGGAGCUUUGACUGUUUAAGAAGUCAUAGGUCAGGGUGUGUCUGACUACAAAGUUAUCCUUACUCAUUUUAACACAUCCUAACUUGGCCUUUGUUCAUUCUGUAGUCACUAAGCCAGUUGGCUCAUGAGCUCUGUCAAGAAAAGUUAGAUCCCAGCAGCUUGAUUCAAGUCCAUUGGCCAAAAUCAAAGUAGGUCCAACAUCUUUUUAUACCAAAAUUAUUUAACGACAGGCCUUAUGUACUCAUGAUGCUUAACUCAUUAAGUUGCAUUGUGCCCUAAUGCAACAUAUUUUAACUGUAUUUUACUCUGCCUAAUGCCAGACAAUUGUACUUCUCAGGGAUGGAGCACUGGCGCUCAAUGUGUUAAUGUGUUGAUGACAUAAACUACAGUAUACCAAUAAAAAUUUCAAUACCCUAAUGUUUUUCAUGAAAUUUUUAAGGUGUGCAUUACUUCGGAAUGACAUUAUCCUUGUUGAUAGGUAUGUUAAUUGAGCCAUUUGAGCAGUUCUGUCCAGGAAAUAUUUUUCAACUUAUACUUUCUUUUCAUUGCUAUAGUCCAGGUAUUGAUGUUAGCCCAGAUUUGGACAGUUGGAUUGACAACUACUGCUUAGAUGCUGAUGUUUUUGUCUUGGUUGCGAAUGCAGAAUCAACUUUAAUGGUUACAGUAAGUGAAUGAACAGCUCUUAUCAUGUUUGAAGUUGGAGAAGGUGAGCAAGCUUUAGUAAUUCCUUGAUGUGAUCAUUUUGCAGGAAAAGAAGUUUUUCUCAAAAGUUAACCAGAAGUUGUCAAGGCCAAACAUAUUUAUUUUGAAUAACCGCUGGGACGCAUCUGCAUCGGAACCAUUUAUGGAAGCGGUAUGUCAGAUAAAUACAGGAUAUUACAUGGUGGCGCGAAGAUAUAUGACUUUUAUCUUCGAGUAGUGAAAACAAUAUUUUACGAAACAAGCGCAGUGAGUGAGUAAAAUAUUCUUUUUAACACGAGAAGAUAAAAGUCAGAUCUUCAAGCCACUGUGUAAUGUUCUGUUUAUUAUAUAGUCCCAAGCAAAAAAAUGUGAAAUUUCACGCUCAAAAGCAAAUUGUCAAAUUGUCACAUGAUCGAUAUCUUCACUAGUGAAUAUAUGGAAAAUAUCUCACUGUGUAUUUUUCAGUAUCUCACUAUAUAAUAAAUGUGGAUAUGAUCAUAUGAAAAUUGUAUUUAUAUAAGAGAUCAAGGGUACCUAGCUAUGAAUUUUUUUUGUACAGGUAAAAAACCAACAUCUGGAAAGAACAGUAAACUUUCUUGCAAAUGAACUACAGUGUGUGGAGAAAUCUCAAGCUGAAGAUAGAGUAUUUUUUGUAUCAGCUAAAGAGGUACCUGGUGGUUGUUUAAGAUCCUGUCAGAAUCGUAAACAGGAUUCUAUCAGUCGCAUCAGACUUUGUUCACUGGUUCUUAAUAACAGCAGGAUUGUAAAUUGGGAUCCUUAAGGCUCAUGGGAGAAGAUUUUUAUCAAGAUUUAGAUCGUAUAUUCUUGUCAGGUUCCUUAAGCGUGGUUUCAUUUAAGAUACAGUAACUUAAAGAUCUUGUUAAUAUCCUGUUGAAGAUUCCUACCAUGAAUGUACAGUUAGUCAUAUUUUAUCUCUUGUAGACUUUAACGAAAAGGAUACAGGAAAACCAGGGAAUGCCUGAUGCAGGUGUGGCAAUAUUUCAUCAUAUCAUAUAGUCAAUUGUCCAAUAAGAAGACUAAUACUAAUCUAUAUAUUUAUUAUAUAUAUAUAUAUAGUAUAUAAUACAGGUAUAUAUUAAUUUUCAGGAGCGGCUAUCCAUGCUGAAGGAUUCCAAGCGCGUCUCAUGGAAUUUGAACAUUUUGAAAGAAAAUUUGAGGUAAGCAGAACACACAAUUUGUUAACUUGUUGACUGAAAUCUGACGCUAAUGAAAAAGAUUUUUCUUUAGGAAUGUAUUUCAAAGUCUGCUAUUCAGACAAAGUUUGAAUCUCAUGCUGUCCAAGGUAUGCAGACUACAGGUUUAGUGAGGAAGAUUAUGGAAAAAAUCGAAGCAAAAUCCAAAGCGGAAAGGUAGAGUACAUUUAUUAUUCAUGUUAACUCAAAAUUUGGUUAUAUUUCUGUGUGUAAAAUGAUAAGAAAGUAUUUUUCCAGUAUAGACGAUUGAAAUUGAUUAUGGUUUCAGUGACAAACUUAUGUUUGCAAAUCGUCUUGAAUCGCCCGAAGUCUCUUUAGCCCUAAAUUGCCUUUAAGUCACCUUAAGUCGCUACUACUUUCCUCACUUGUUUUUUAAUUGCUCGCAAUCUUUUUGCGUCGCCCAAAGUCACGAAUGACAAUAACUGCUGACUCAGUUGUAUGAAUACAGAAUCCUACUCAGGUGAGCUUAUAAACAGGCCCUUUAGAGAAGUUUUUUGUUUGUUCUAGAUCAAAGUGUAUAGAAGAAAAGAGUGGUUGGGAGGAAAGGCUGGCAAUGAUGAAAGAAAAACUUGAUCUCAUCAGCCAUGAAUGCAAGAAUAAAAUAAAGGAAAUUAAAGAGCAAGUUGAACACCAGGUCUGUUUACAUGCAAAGAUUUGGGGCGAACGUCUUGACGCUUUAUAAUAAUUGACCACAGUUUGUUUUAAAUUGAGGGGCUCGAGAAGUCUCCAUGGACCUAAAGACGAAAACAGUUCAUCAAUGUUAGAGUUAACCAGUAUAAAUUAAGUUCGUUUAGUUUUGUUUUCCAUCAGAGCAUUUUGAUGUGAACUCUAUCAUCCACGUAUAUGUUUCAGGUAGCUCAAGCCAUGAGUGCUGAGAUCAACCAGUUGGAAAUAUUGGUUAACCAAUUCGAUCAUCCAUUCCACACACAUUCUGGAUUUAUCAGAACUUAUAAACGGGAGCUGCAUACCCAUAUUGAAAAUGGCCUCGGUCGAAAUCUUACAGCAAGGUGUGGAUCAGCUCUGUCUCAGUCUAUUGAAGAAACCAAUAAAUCAAUGACAGGUACAAUAAGACAUUCAAUGUUUUAUUUGGGAGUCAUUUUUCACUUUUACAGUUUCACUUGAUAUCAAAGACGCAAAAAUCAAUCCCUCCAGUUGUUGACAUACCGCUUUGAACAACAUGUUUGGAUUACAGUUACACAGAGAAAAGUUCAAAUUUGACUUCCACCACCGACUCUCUCUAUUGUAUCUUGUAUAAACAACUACUUUGGAGUUAAUUUUGGUUUUUCUACAUUUUUAGACCGACUGGUUGCUCUUUUACCACCAGAAUAUCCCCACGAAGUGAUGGAAAUAUCAAAUUCCAGGUAUGUGUCUUGGGCAUAUAUCUUACAAUAAUACUUUAAUAAGUUUCGUUAUUCUGUCGUUUAUUUACAGUACAUUUGUACCAAGUAUUGUUACUUUUCAUUUUAGACACGAGUUUGAAGUAUCCUAUCAAAUGGAUAUUCACAAUAUCUGUUCAGAUUUUCAAGAGGAUUUACUAUUUCAUUUUUCUCUUGGUUGGCGGACAAUGUUAAGAAAGUUUCUGGCUCCAUAUAACAGGAGAUUGGCAAUUGUACUGGGAGCAGAUGUAGGUUAAUACUUAAUAGUCCAUUAGUCACAUAGUGUAAGACUAUUGUCAUAUAGUCACAUAGUGUAAGACUAUUGUCAAAACUAUAGUCGUAUAGUCCACGACUAUAGUCAUAUAAUCCAAGACUAUAGUUAUAUAGUCCAAGAAUAUAGUCAUAUAAUCCAAGACUAUAGUCAUAUAGUCCAAGAAUAUAGUCAUAUACUGUAGUUUAAGAAUAUGGUCGUAUAGUGCAAGACUAUAGGUAAUGACUAUUGAAGUUCAGGUCGAGAUUUUUAUUAUGAUUAACAGACUAUAAUAUUCUUUAAACUGCAUUAAGCAGAUAUGAACAUCUAGAGAAUAGCUUCUGUACUUAAAUUAAUAAAGUUAUUCAUUUUCCAGCUACCAGUUAGUAAACCAAGCAGUCCAUUCAACCCUCAAUACAGAAGACAUGAUUUCCCAUCAACUUCCAGAUCUCCUCCCAGGUAUUCUAUUGUGUACAAUGUGUUGUCUUUUGUGGUUUUUCCAUUGAUUGUUGUCUACUGUUCGUUGUCUCCAUUGUUUUUUUCUAUUGUCCAUUUUUAUGAUCUACUAUAUAUUGUUUAUUGUCCGUUGUUUUUUCUCAAUUGUUUAUGUCCAUUGCCCAUUGGCUGUUGUUAUAUUUAGAGAGUUAAGGCUUUGUGUCGACAAACGCCGGCCAAAGAAAAAAUUUACGCUAUAAGGCAAUAAUGGACUUGUAAAGCAGCAAAUAAACUUUUUGUUUUAAAACUGUAAUGCAUAAUUAUUCUUUUGACAUAAGAAAAAAAAAUAGAAAGUGAACGAAAAUUCUGCUAUCGAAUUCAUGUCCAUAAACCAUUGUCCAUAAUCUGUUGCUUAUUUUCUAUUGCCACUUUACUGUGUUCACAUUGUUUACAUGUAUAAUACCAUUCAAUGUAUCUAGAUCUUUAUCUGACCAUGAUGAAGGCGAAACCAUCACACGACGUCGUAGUGACGAGAUGUUGAAAGACGAUGAAGUCACGUUGGCGGUUAUCCGUAAUAUUGCCUCGUUGUCAUCCAAUAGCGCCACUGGGAUUGUUAUUAUUGGCGGACUGGUGAGUUGUAAAUGACAUUGGCUAGCUUCAUCGCAGUAACACUGUUUUUUGGCAGUUAUUUGAAAUAAGAAUAUUUCGAUAGACUUUCAAAAUGGUAUGUCUUCAGGUAUGGCGAAUGGUCGGUUGGAAAUUGAUUCUUGGUUGUGGAGCUUUAUACGGUUCACUUUACGUCAUCGAAAGACUAAGGUGGACCAAUUCGGCAAAGGAGAGAACAUUUAAGAAUCAGGUAUAGUGGAUGACUGACGUGUAAAUUUCUUGGUUGAUUUAAUGUAUAUACUUUUCGCUUCAGUAACCAGCUUGGUUCAUACGUAAUUUUAGUACGCAGUGAUAAUCAAUUUUGUGCAGUGAUAAAUUGAACGUGUGCAGUGAUAAACCGUAAAAACGUGCAGUGAUAACAUGUUGUGAUCUUUAUCUUGCAAUGGAUUACUUUUAGUGGCCAAGCAGGGCUGUAUUUUCAGUCAAUCUAAAGUUUGUCGCCUGCAAAUUGUUCUCGAGGGUACCAGUAAUCUACGGACUGGCAGACCCCCGUAUUGCUUAAUCAAGGAAAUUUCACUUCCUGCAACAUGUGAUUAUCAGAAGACCGGUUUGACUGUAUCUCACCUCGGUGCUGGGGUCCCCUCCUGUAGGAACACUGAACCGAUGAGGGAUGGGAAGAGUUGAGACCUGAUAGAGUUAUCAGUAUUAGUUAUUGACAAAUAAAAUUUGUUUUAGUUUGUAUCCUUUGCCGCUGAUCGUCUUCAACUGGUCGUCAGUAUGACAAGCUCUAACUGCAGUCAACAAGUUAUGCAGUAAGUAAACAACAAUGAAGAAUUUUAGACUUUUGUACCUCGACGAUACAUGCAUAAGGGACGUGUUUCCACAACUGGCCAUUAAGAUUUAUAUUUCCUAACUAUUUCAGGGAGUUAUCGUCGACAUUCAUUAAGUUGUGUGAUCUUGUGGACGCAGCAAAGAAAAAGGUCGAGAAUGAGAUUUCUAAACUGAGUGAGAAAAUUGCUGAUUUAGAGAAAGCUGAAAGUCAAGCUCGUAUUUUAGGGUUAGUAUAACAAUUAAACACUCCCCAUUUUCUCUGGUACUUCUGUUUCCCCUAUUGUGGUAUCACUAGACCAACCAAGGAUGGGCCUUAUAAUUACUGGACCUGUAACGAGAACAGUUUGGAAUUUUAAAUAGAGCGGUCCAGUAUAAAUAAAGUUCUAGAGAGAACAGUUUAUUUUAGGCAUAAAUAGUAUAGCUGUCCAGUAUAGAUAAAGUUGUAGUCUCUAUACUAGAUUUAAUUUACACUGGCUUCCUCAAUUUCCAGGAACAAAGCGCGCUGGUUAGAAGAUCAGUUGAGCAACUUUAUUCGUGAGUUUGGUUUAACAAGGAGUAAAAUUUAACCUGAGGCUACUUGGACAGGAGGUGCGUAGCACAUGGAAUUAUAUGGUAUUUAAAGAUAUACUGUAGUAUACUGUAGGCAUCCAGCAUGAAAAUAUUUAUAAAAUGUCUGAUUGUUUUAAUCUUGUAUUGCCGCUAUACUAUGGCUGUUUUAGCUUAGGGAUUUUCAAAACUAGUACCAUUUACAAUUGUCCAUAAUCACUGUGCCAAUAGAAGAGACGAAAGAAAAACUAAAGACAUAUUUAUAAUUUGAGGAUGCUAUGUACGAAUAAAGUGAAUGACAUAAAUGACUUUAUGCAUUAUAUUGGCAAAUCAUUUUGGGUAAGAGAGAUACAAUUACAUGAAAAGUAUAAUGUUCGAUGUUUCAAAAAGGUUAAGCCUGCUGCCCACGAGAAAAACUUGCUGAGCUAACCGCCUCGCGUGGCAGCUACAAUCCUGGCAAAAAUUAUGUGGACACCUAACUUUCCUAACGCCAAUAUUAACAUUGAGACGUUCUUUCGUGAAAUUUGUCACCCCCUGCCCCCUAUUCAAUGUUGUUUCUCGCAUUCAAAUUUUAAAAGUUUCAUUUACCAACAUUGAGUUGGGGGUAGGAGGGGGAGAAAUUUUCUGGCGGAUUAAUUAUGUAGAAAUAUAUCUAUUUUUGUUUGACGCACGCGCUGUCCACGAUAAUUUUUGCCAGGAUUGUAGCUCAGCAAGUUUCUCUCGUGUGCACAUAAUUUUCGUGAGGAUUUGACUUCUCGAGGCCUUGAGGAAAAUAUCUAUUGUGUUUGAUAUUUUUCACCUCGCGAGGAAAAAUCUCAACGUCUGCGGAUAUUGCGAGCUUAGUGCUGAGCUGCUUGAAUCAAUUAGCCAAUGAGAAACCAUAGUUUCUUCAUGUGACGUUGAACAAAACGAUUUUGUCAAUUAUGUGAGUUUUUUUUCUGUGUUGGUGUAGUGUACUCAGGUGAAUAUGAUACUUGUGGUGUUACUCUGAGUGUAUAUCCACACCGGGCGAGCUUGAAAAAUAUGCCCGGCCACGGUGGGAUUCGAACCUACGACCUUUGGAAUACUAGCCCAAUGCUCUUCCAACUGAGCUACGCGGUCAGGACGGUUCGAGUAAGUGAUAUUUCGGAACAGAAUCUAGUUCCUUCGAUACCAAUUAUGUUGUUGUUGAGCAGUUUUCCAACGUGUGCGGUGAAAAUGCAUAGCUGAGCUAGCCGAGUCGGUUAGCUCAGCAAGUUUCUUUCAUGUGCGGCAGGCUUUAAGAACAUUCUUUAAGGGGAAUGCGAUAGAACGGUGUACGGUGUAGUGUGCUACUGCAAAAACGUCUUGGCAUAUAUAGUAUCGUACAGAAGCAUUAGAUAUAUAUAGUUUACGGACUAAUUGUCCCUCAGGCUUGUGAAUGAAUUUAAAUAUUUCUAAAUAUUCGACAUAAAAACAACGGGUAUAUAUUUUACAAUUCCAAAUACAAUAAUAUUCUACUCUCUACUAACUAAAAUACUCAAUUUUCGUCAUCUGUAGUUGCUAAAUAUUCCAAUGUCAAAGUCUUACUCCUUUGUUUAUGCUUUCUUGCAUCAUUGUUACCCACAAUGCUUCCUGAAGCCGAUUCCUCGUCCCCAGACCCCGCUUCUGUCUCUUGGUUCAGGGAACGAUCAUUGACAACAUCAGUUCUUGAGUCAUCUGUUUCAAAGCCAAAUUCCGCAUCCUGAUUGACUCCUCUGAUGUACUUUUCUAAGACAAUCGUAUCUGGAGAAACAGGUUCAGGAGAUUGUGUUUCUUCAGUGCUACGUUCCUCCACUGAAACAAA